Oryza sativa Japonica Group (Japanese rice) is the source of this 537-nucleotide messenger RNA. The record is from RefSeq and is a predicted model, not a curated record. NCBI's taxonomy places the organism in Eukaryota, Viridiplantae, Streptophyta, Magnoliopsida, Poales, Poaceae.
AUGGACAAGGAGCUUGAGGAGGAGUCGGCGCAGGAGCCUGAAGAGGAGUCACUGCAGAAGCUUGAGCACCAGCGGCCGAUUGCCUGGAACCCCUCCACGCCGGCCUACAACUGGGUCGGCUUCACCUGCGACACCGCCAACGCCACCAUCGUUGGUCUCCGCCCACCUAGUGUCAGCUUCAUUGGAUGCUAUGCCUCUGGCGCGGGCGCCAACAUCGCCCACCACAUCGACCAGUGCUAUGCCCUCGCCUCCACUACCUUCGCCAACCUCCACCUCACCGGCCUCAUCACCAUCCAGCCAUUCUUCGGCGGCGAGGAGCGCACCCCCGCCAAGCUCAGUCUCGUCGACGCACCCAUCAUCUUCGUCCCGCGCACCGACUGGCUCUGGCUCGCGUUCCUCCUGCCCGGCGCCGCCCCGUGCCGCUUCGCCGCGGCCUCACCGUCCUCUGUUGCUCAUGCCGCCAGUCCCGCGGCGGCCGCUCCCGCCGAACUCGCCUUCCUCCACACCGGCGUCCGACGCCGCCCCUUACCCCUCUGA